Molecule: messenger RNA, 2351 nt
Organism: Salvelinus sp. IW2-2015
Lineage: Eukaryota; Metazoa; Chordata; Actinopteri; Salmoniformes; Salmonidae
Product: solute carrier family 35 member F4
Cellular component (GO): membrane
Source: RefSeq, a predicted model, not a curated record
UGCAUGACAGUGCAACAGUAGUCUCCACUCCACAGCACUUCUACUGAGCUCCAGCACUGUCCAGAGAGAAAGAGAGACAGCAUCUGAGUAAGAGACAGUGAGGGAGUUAGCUCAACUGAUUGAGAAAGAGGGAGAAAGAAAGAAAGAAGGAGAUAUAAACAUCAAUAGACAUUUAGAUAGAAGAGACUGAUAGAGAGCUAUAGCAAGCCGCCUGUGGAGGAGCCAGGAGCCUGGGAAUGCAGAGGAAUUGCAGGAGGAGCUGCUGAGUGUAGCAGCAGUCCAGGCAGGCAGACAGACAACACACACACAUCCCAGGGAGGGACUGUUGGCUCUGCCUCUAGUGGAGGAUGAAGAAGCACUCGGCCAGAGUGGCUCCUCUCAGCUCCUACAGCUCCCAGGUCCUCACCUGCCCCAUCUCCGAAGGAGAGGAGGGUUCUGAGUCUCGUGCAGACACACCAGGCAGCGAGGCCAGUGGAGAGGGGACAUCGUACCAGACGUGUGCUAACACAGUGCUGAAGGUGCUGGGUGGCCUCCUAUUGGUCCUAUGUGUCUCCUCCUCCUGGGUGGGCACCACUCAGCUGGUCCAGCUCACCUUCAAGUCCUUCUCCUGCCCCUUCUUCAUCUCCUGGUUCAGCACCAACUGGAACAUCCUCCUCUUCCCUCUCUACUACGGAGGCCAUGUGGUCACCACCCGGGACAAGCAGACGCCUAUACAGAAAUUCAGAGAGUGCAGCAAGCUUUUCGGGGAAGAUGGGAUGACCCUCAAGCUGUUCCUGAAGAGGACAGCCCCCUUCUCCAUCCUGUGGACCCUGACUAACUACCUGUACCUGCUGGCCCUGAGGAAGCUGACCGCCACUGACGUCUCAGCCCUCUACUGCUGCCACAAGGCCUUCGUCUUCCUGCUGUCCUGGAUUGUCCUGAAGGACCGCUUCAUGGGUGUACGGAUUGUGGCAGCCAUAAUGGCCAUCACAGGCAUUGUCAUGAUGGCAUAUGCAGAUGGUUUCCAUGGGGACUCCAUCAUAGGUGUGGCCUUGGCUGUGGGCUCUGCCUCCACAUCGGCUCUCUACAAGGUGCUGUUUAAGAUGUUCCUGGGCAGUGCCAGCCUGGGUGAGGUGGCUCACUUCCUCUCCACCAUGGGUGUCUUCAAUCUCAUUUUCAUCUCCUUCAUCCCCCUCAUCCUCUACUUCACCAAAGUGGAGCACUGGGGCUCUCUGUCCUCGCUGCCCUGGGGAUACCUGUGUGGCCUGGCUGGGCUCUGGCUGGUGUUCAAUAUCCUGGUUAAUGUUGGUGUGGUGCUUACCUACCCCAUCCUCAUCUCUAUAGGAACACUGCUCAGUGUGCCCGGCAAUGCAGCGGUAGAUGUGUUGAAACAUGAGGUUAUCUUCAGUGUGGUACGUCUGGCUGCCACCUGCAUCAUCUGCCUGGGCUUCCUGCUGCUGCUGCUUCCUGAGGAGUGGGACUCCGUCACUCUGCGCUUCCUCGCCGCCUUUGCAGACAAGAAGUCUGAGGAGCAUGGCGAGGAGCUGACCGAGUCCAGCAUCCACACGCGCAGCCGCAGCCGAGCCAAUGGCACCGUCUCAAUCCCUAUGGCAUGAUCCCAUGAUCCUCCACUGCCCCGUCCCAUCACCAACCCCCAUUCUCGCACGUUUCUACAUGUCCCAUCUGGGAAGCGUGGCGAGAUGACUCUGGUGCUGACUUACAGACCAGGAAGUCCAAAAUCAGGAGAACAGGAAGUGUAACUAGGACUGGGAGAAACUAUCACAGUUCUGUCACUUUCCCCAGGAACUACUGGGGAGUGAAAAUAGAACAUUUACUGCUGAGUUUGGUGAGCAGAAAGUUGGAAAGUGUUAUUUACUUUCUUGAACUCCUUGCCACGCCCAGUCUUGCCCGUCACAUGCCCCUAGAACAGUGUUUCUCAACUUCGGUCCUCCAAUACCCCCACAGUACAUAUUUUUGUUGUGGCCCCGGACAAGUACAUCUAAUCAUCUAGCACAUGCCAAAUUGAAUCAGUUGUUUUUGUCCGAGUCUACAACAAAAAUGUGUGCUGUUGGGGGCACUGAAGGACCGGAGUUGGGAAACACUAGCCUAGACCACGUAAGCUCAACCUUGAACCUGCUACACGGCCUGUAUUCUGUGAAUAUAAAUAUUGAAUGGGCCAGUUUGGCUCAAUCUUAUAUGUAUUUAUUGAAUUUACUCAGUGGUGUAUCAGUAUAGUAUUUACAUUUGACUUCUUAUAUAGUAUUAUGUACAGGAAUGGGUUGGGAAAUACAGUUCCUUUAGAAAGUUUUUUUUCUUCACAUUUUGUGUUACACCCUGAACAUUUAGAUUUUCUAUCACUAGCCUACACACAA